GGUAAACAUUUGAAUUUGUGACAUCGUUCGCACGCGAAACGCAACGUAUUUCGCCGUUACUUACUGCCGGCCGGGUGAUCUGGGGAUGAUCCUCGUCGUCGUAGGCACGGUAUUUCUCGUUCGAUCGUCGACGUGCGGUGGACAGAGAGGCGGAACCGAGGUUGGCGCUUAGCAUCCCAACGUAAACGUUGAGAGAGUGUCACGUACGAAUUUUGUCAAUUGUCACGAGACACAUUUAUCCGAUGCCUUCUCAUGACAAACGCACGUUGCAAGUUUUGCAGCAGACUUAUGAUGAACUGCAGCGUUAUUACACUCUGUUGCGGCUGAUCAGGGCCGAUCUCGAGAGAAUAGCGAAGAACUUCUCCGCGAUAGACGGAGCAUAGGAGUUAAUUCUAGGACAGACACAUAGACCACUUAGCAGUAUAUAAACAAGAAGAAAGUAAAAAAAAAUCUUUUAAAAAUGGAUUCUCGAAAGUCUUUGGUACAUAAGAGGUUGGAAACUCUACAGAAUUCGCCGACUUCUUCAUCGCUGUUGCGAAGAAAGUCCAUUCAAACCCCAGGCUUAAAUGCCACCCUUUCGGAAAACGACGAUGAGGCGGAACGUAUCGCUCGUCGACGUGAGAUGCUUAUUACGUCGACAACGCCGCCUAGUACAAGCAGCAAAAGAUUCUCCCUAGGCCUGGGAUUCUUAGCGGAUAUUCCAGCGCCCCAGAUGGCCGAGAGCAUAAAUCAAUGCAUAAAACUGAGCGCCGAGAACAAGAUCAAUGCCAAGAAUGCAUUUAGCUUGGAGAUGAUCGACUUUAUGACGUAUAUGAUAAAGAAGCAAGAUGCCAAUAUGUCGAAUCUGCAAGUGGCCAGCACAUCCCUGGACGUGAGCACCAAGAUCUACGGAUAUCGUGUGGACAGCGUGCACAUGGAGAUACUCAAAAUGGUCGGUGGACUGGUGAUAGACAAUGCGGAGAAAAGCACGGAGGAGGAGGGAGAAGCUAUGCUGGACGAUGCGGGGGCAAAUGUCGAGGUGCAGAAAAAAAAGAAGAAGAAAGCGAAGCAAAAGAUCUUCAGCACCGUGGAAGCUCUGAGAGGCAACGUCGAGAUCGCGAAGCCUAUCUCGGCGAUGAUAGGCGAGACAGAUCUGCAGACCAGCGACAUGCUGUACCAAGCGACGCUGCCGAACCACGCAAAUUCCGGCUUCUAUCUACAUCCGUACAACGACGUGCUCGUCGACGUCAUAGAGGAUACGCCCGAGUCGCGAGGUAACGCGAAUGCGAAGUACGCCAUACCGGCGAUCGAGGACUUCUUGGAUUUAGAGAUAUGCGCGUCGUAUUCGAACUUCGAGUUUCUCAAUUGGUCCGUGAAUAACGAGCCGGAAGAGAUGUCCGAAGAAGAAGCCGAGCCUGAUGAGAAUGACAACGGAUUCCAAUUCGAUUUGGACGCGAGCGUGGAACACGACGAUGAGCCGGCGCCCGAGCCUAUGAAUUAUUUCGACAUCGAACACGACGACGACAACCACGAGAACAACGUUCAGGCAUGUUAUCGGAAGACAGCGGAUCGUACAGACGUGAAUGUCGUGGACGUACCCAACGUCCGGAUGUCCGAGUACUCCUUCGUUCAACCUAACAUGAAGUUGCACUGGGCCGGCCCGUCUCAUUGGAAGUUUUGGAAUUUCGGUAGAUCUUUCACUGCCACCGAGGGUGGCUCCAAGGUGGUAGCGGCUUGCAUGCAGGCUAAACUGCGAAAGAGAAAACAGUUCGAGAUGCUGUACGACGAGGCACGCGAUACCAUAGACGCAAAGUUUGCCUCGAGCCAGUCCAUUAGGUUGCACGCCAAGACCGCAAAAGCAGAAUGGAGCGCCGAGAGCUUGUCGCUACCGGAAGAUGUGCAUUACGACAUCGCACAAACGAGAAAGCUCUACCUGUACCCGAAAGUAUUUAUAAAGCCGGCGAGCAGCGGGGAUAAAGAGAACGGGGAUGCGGCGACCGCUGCGGACGUGUUCGACGGCGAGAGAUACGAUUAUAACAAUCCAAACGACACGCAGGAGUACUGUCCCAAUGUUGAACACGAUGACGACUAUGAUGAUUACGGAAGUAGGGAUGGCAAUGACGAUUGCAACUUUAGCGAUACAGCCGCCGUGUUGGGCAGCCAGGGUCUCAUCGGCGACAAUCUGGUCGCCGCGCCAAAGCUGGUUAAUAAGAUACCUAUCGCGUAUUGCUUGAAGGCGAAGAAAAUCGACAUGCGACAAUUGAAGAAAUCCAUAUGGAGUUGCCUGAGGUCAACGACUGACAACGCAAUGGCGGCGAAUGCGCAGGAGACGGUGGACGAGGCCGAUACGAUGAAGGAGAGCAAGCAAUUCAGCGACAUAUACAAGGCGCUGCCGAAAUUGCUGACGAAAAGCAACGCCGAGGCAUUGAGUGUGCCGAUCUCCUUUAUAUCCAUGCUACAUCUGGCGAACGAGAAAGGAUUGAAGGUUCGUUCGGUACCCGACAUGUCUGACCUUAUCAUCGAGCCUGGGGAAUCGUUAACGUGAGAAGACUUCGUCUGUGUAUGUACAUAUUCAAGCAGACAUAUGGCAACCCCGUUGUUCGGAGUGUAAUAUUUGUCUGUGGGAGAUUGUACAUUAAACGUUUUAUGUGUAAAACAUAUUGAUAUUUUUCUAAAAAGUAGACGUAAUAAAAAAUUGCGUUGCAAAUUUAUUUACUUUCGUUAGGAUAUAUUUAUACGACAUAUAAUUUCAAUAAGGAGUAUUUGAAUCGAAGAUAGGAAGAAUAUUUACGUUGUAAUUGUUGCGGGUGUCGACAAACGAAAGGACAACGAGUUAACGAUCUUUUGCGAAAACUCGGCGGCAGCGAUCGUAUCGGAAAUUAAAUAAAUCUAAUUCGGUGUCAAUAGAUUACGAUAAAUGUACAAACGUUUACCGUAUAUGCCGUAUACUUAUCCGCUUGAAAUCUUAUCUCACGAAGACGUUUCGCUGUCCGACUUUCGCGUUGUCCUCAUCGACGGUCGAUUUGCUAGAUUCAAAUUACCUGGAAUUUUUAUAUAAAAUAAUUAUAAAUGAAUAGACUAUUGGAAGUUGUUGCAAGAAUGUUUACGAUAUUUUUUUAAAUAAGAUGAUAAUAUUUAGCGUGAUAUAUCAUACGAUGUAAUACGUGUAUAUACACGUGUAUAUUUUUUCAUACAAAGAAUAAAGUAUCU
Molecule: messenger RNA, 3189 nt
Organism: Temnothorax curvispinosus
Lineage: Eukaryota; Metazoa; Arthropoda; Insecta; Hymenoptera; Formicidae
Product: condensin complex subunit 2-like
Exons: 2
Coding region: 461-2524 (687 amino acids)
Biological process (GO): mitotic chromosome condensation
Cellular component (GO): condensin complex
Molecular function (GO): chromatin binding
Source: RefSeq, a predicted model, not a curated record